Messenger RNA from Acipenser ruthenus (sterlet), 4186 nucleotides. RefSeq names its product serine/threonine-protein kinase 32B-like. The record is from RefSeq and is a predicted model, not a curated record. Bases 547 to 1851 code for a protein of 434 amino acids. The transcript has 12 exons. NCBI's taxonomy places the organism in Eukaryota, Metazoa, Chordata, Actinopteri, Acipenseriformes, Acipenseridae. Gene Ontology annotation, molecular function: G protein-coupled receptor binding; G protein-coupled receptor kinase activity; ATP binding. Gene Ontology annotation, biological process: regulation of signal transduction; protein phosphorylation; G protein-coupled receptor signaling pathway.
UCUGAACAGAAACUUACAUCUCGCCUGCGCGAAUAUAGAAAAGUAAUGUUUAGACGUCAUUAUAUUGCAGCAGAAUCCAGAGGGUUAACACACCGUCAAGUCGCGUCCGCAACACCUGCCAGUAGGGUGCCCAGAAUUUCUUUAUCACUGUAUCAGCAACUGUGGGAGAAAGAAGUCUUUCAGUCGUUUUAUUGAAAUACAACCUGCGGUCUCUCUGCUUCCGACUCGCUGUUAUCUUAUGAAAAAUAUAUCACAUUAUUAAAUAGCAGGAGCAAUUUCUGUCAAAGAUAAAUGCAUCGCCCUAAUUUCCGAGAAUAAUUUCAAACACAAACCUAGGACACCUUUUUGUUCUCGGGCGCUGUGGUGGACAUGGUUUAGAAUCGCAUCUGGUUUAGGCUUGGAACAGAGGUUGUAGUUCGAGAUCAUGGCCAAAAAAGCGUGAGUUUUCUUCUGCUGUAACAACGAUUAAAGGAAGACAUCGCAUAAAACACUGAUAUGCAACUUCUCUGAAAGGAAUCAUACAAUAAGUUGUGGUUUUUUCGUGGGAUGCCCGUGGCUGAAAUUAAAGAAGAUUUUUUUCUGGAGUUGCGGAAGAAGCUCUGGAAUAUGGGCGCUAAUCACUCCCACAAAACUCCAGUAUUUGAUGAAAAUGAAGACGUUAACUUUGAUCACUUUCAAAUACUCAGAGCCAUUGGAAAAGGAAGUUUUGGAAAGGUCUGCAUUGUGCAGAAGAGGGACACCAAGAAAAUGUAUGCAAUGAAGUAUAUGAAUAAACAGAAAUGCAUUGAAAGAGAUGAGGUUCGGAAUGUCUUCAGAGAGCUGCAGAUUAUGCUAGGUCUUGAACACCCUUUCCUUGUAAAUCUUUGGUACUCCUUCCAGGAUGAAGAGGAUAUGUUCAUGGUAGUGGAUCUUCUACUAGGAGGGGACCUGCGCUACCACUUACAGCAGAAUGUACAUUUUACAGAAGAAACUGUGAAAAUGUAUAUCUGUGAAUUAUCACUAGCCCUGUACUACUUGCAAUGCUGUCAUAUAAUCCAUAGGGAUAUUAAACCUGAUAACAUUCUUCUUGAUGAACACGGACAUGUGCAUAUUACUGACUUUAAUAUUGCCACUGUAUUGAAAGACUCAGCAAAAGCUACAUCUAUGGCUGGAACUAAGCCUUACAUGGCUCCUGAAGUGUUUCACUCUUUUAUGGAGGGAGGCCCUGGUUACUCCUAUCCUGUAGACUGGUGGUCACUGGGGAUCACAGCAUAUGAACUGCUGCGAGGCUGGCGACCUUACGACAUUCAUUCCAUGACCCCAGUGGAUGACAUUCUCAACAUGUUCCGAGCAGAGCGAGUGCACUACUCCUCCACCUGGUCCACAGGCAUGGUGUCGUUACUGAGAAAGCUUCUUGCCAAAGACCCAGAGUGCCGUCUUUCAAGUGUUACAGAUAUCCAGAGCUCCCCCUACCUGGCUGAUGUGAACUGGGAUGCUGUUCUGGAGAAGGCUGUUUCCCCUGGCUUUGUUCCAAAUAAAGGGAGGCUGAACUGUGAUCCUACAUUUGAACUGGAAGAGAUGAUCCUGGAGUCCAAACCUCUCCACAAAAAGAAGAAACGGUUAGCUAAAAGUAAAUCUAAAGAUGCCUCUAAAGAAUCUUGCUCACUGCCUGCCCAUUUGCAGCAGUGUCUGGAAACGGUACGGCAGGAAUUCAUCAUAUUCAACAGAGAAAAGUUAAGAAGACAAGGACAGAGUGUGCAGACAGCCAGUCCUGACAGCGAAACUACUAAUUCCACCCAGGGGAAAGUGCAAGAUGGACAUAACAACAAUAUGCUUGGACUAGUUGAGGGCUCAGCAGUCUGCCGCAGCUAGUUGCAAACACAAAGCCCACAGCACGCCAUCAACCAUGGAAAUAUCCCACCAGACUGAACUUGUACAAUUCACUCUGUGCAUGUUGUCUUUUUUUAGAAAGAAAAAAAAAGUUCCCUAAAGAGUUAGAAUGGGAACAAUCAUUGUAAGCCUAUCAAAAUUCUGGUUCACCAUAAACCAAUUCCCCAGUAGGUUACCUUGUUCUGUUUAAAGGCACGCUCUGGCUGCACACUAAUGAAUAAGAAGCUCUGAUCAGAAUCCAUUCCACAAAUAAAUGCCACAUUUUAAAACACCUGCUGCUUAGCCUUUAGAAUAGAACCUUCAAAGUCCACUGAACCACAUGAACCUUCCCGUGCUCCAUGGAUGUGUGCGGCAUGAGAUAAUUGUGCCCAAAAGACCUGUAUCUCUGCAGUGGUUUUUAUUUUAUUUUUUAUAUUGGCAGUAUUUCACACUUGAGUGGUAUACAUAAAUCAGUGUAUAUAAUACUACAUAUGAAACCUUGACUUCAUAUCAAGAGAUCACUUCGUUAUCAAUAUGAUUGUACUACAAUGGACUAGUCUAAUAUUUUUCUCUGUCUUAAAUUAAAAUCAAGUAUGUAUGUAAUUUUCAGUUGGGAUUAGAAAUGUACUAAAUGAAGUUCAGAAACUGACGGCACAUGCAAGGUUAUCUAAUUCACUCCAGGAAGUAAAAAAAAGCCUUUAUUUCUGUAUUUCACAUGUAUUGCAUCCCUCAAAUAAUUAAUUAAAAGACAUUCUACUCUUCUUCAGCAGCAGAAACUCAGCAGCAGAAUGUAUUAGGGUGCAAGUAUUUGUAAAAAUGUCUACUUCAGAAAAUUGCGUUUCUUUGAUUUUUUUUUCUUUUUUUUUUCUUUUUUAGAAAUGUUAACAUAACAUUCAGCAGGUUUCAUUCGACUUUAUGAAGCAAAAUGAGUUAAUUCUAUAGGGUGAUGCAAAACCUUUGGCCAUAGCUGUAUAUAGACAGCACAUAGGAAUAACUGAAUGAACACAAACACUAUAAAUAGUAAGUGAUGAAUAUGUUUUAAGCUUUUCAAGUCUUAAGUCUUGAUUCUGGUCACAUCCACUUCUCUCACUGUGUUAAUUAAGUCUGCAACUGCAACACACGUGAUCUGAAUCCGAGAUUUUGACAAGCCUAAAAUUAUUAUUAUUAUAAAAUACACAUCAAAUAUAAUUUCAACUGUACAGGGAUUGAAAAAGGGUGGCAAUAGUAUACUGCUAAUAAAGUACACCUUUUUAAAUGACCACUUUAGAUAAAUGAGGGAGGCAAAAAGCUAGCUGAUUAUGUGGGCAUCUGAGUUGAACACUGUAUAAAAUUAUCUGACAAACAACAAAUUGACAUAAAGGUUUAAAUAAGGUUUGCAUCUAGUGCCGGUAACUGUGAUUGAUUUGAAAGCAGCCACAGUGACUAACACAGCGGUUUGCUGGUGGGCUCGCUGUUUUAGCAUCAGGAGGUAGACAGUGUGCUGCAGUAUAUAGAUGGGAUCUGAACUCCCCUGUAGACAUUCAGACAAUCAUAAAGAACUUGAAAACUAUAAAGGCAGACUAGAAGUAUUAUGAAAGUAUUAUGCAUCCCCAACAGGGAUUGCAUUUUCCUAUGACCAGUUUUUCUCGGUUUAAUAUAAGGAGUUGUAAUGAAAACAUAAAGCAGAUAUUUUAAAUAAUCUGUUGCAUCAGAAUGUUUGGGUCCUCUCAGAAAAGGUAGCAGGUAGUCCUAAAUCUGUAUCUGUGUCACCCAGAAGUCAUGCAGGUGUGUAUUCCUUCUUGGUAUGAUGCAAAUGUUAGGCUGGGGAAGUUAAUUACUCAUUUUAAAACAUUUUGCACCCCCUUCUUAGAAAUGAGGGAUUUUCUGUGGUGCAUUACCAAGCAACUGUUUUAUAAUUGACAGCACACCCACAAAUAACUUAAGCAUCAAAACUUAUUGGCCCACAGUGCUGUCGAACGCAGUAUAGGUGCUGCCUUUCAUUUGUUGUAUUUCUUGAAUCGUGUGUUAUUUUUUUUUUUUUUACUACUGUACAGUAUAAAAUGUUAUUUCAUUCCAAGGGGUUUACACUUGGUUCUAUUACCUUCAAAAAAAGGUCUCCUGCAAAAAAGAGGGAGACAAAGCUUGCCGUUGUUUAAUGAAAUCAUAAAACAGUCGCUGCUACAUUUUGUCUGAUUAUUAUAUAUGUAUUGUCUGAUUCUGUUAAAUUGUAUAUUAAAACGGUUUACAAUUUUUAUAGUAGUUUACCAAGCAAACAAAAUGUAAAGCAUGGGGUGAUAUUUUUUAAAAGAAAUGUGUCAACAUUUGAUUAAGGCCCUAAAUAAACACCAAUGAUGAUUUG